AUGAUAUUAACUGUUCUCCCUGUACGAGAAAUCGACUGUAUUACAACACCGCAGGGGAGUUCCACUAGCAGAUCAUGCUCAGCAGGGUACUACCUGGAUAUCACGUCUGGGUCCUGGAAAUGUCCGGGGACUUGGGGUUGCAGUGGUAGUCUAAAUGUUCAUUCCCAAAUGGAUUCUAACUGUAAUUACCCUAUCGGAGGUUCCUGUACUAUAUAUGCCACCAACUCCUGGCUGGGAGGAGAUCCAUGUUCAGGGUGUACUAAAGACCUGGUGUGGUCUUACAGUUGCUACUCAAUAUGGGGAAAUUGGGGAUCGUGGUCGUCCUGUCCCGGUGACUGCUCGACUCAGUCAAUAGUGAGAUACAGAUCUUGUGUCAGGCCAGGGGGAGGAUGUGGAACAGCUCCCUCACAAUCAAUGGGCUGCCUAAGAUAUGGCUGUAAUUCAUCCUCAGAAUUCGCCAGAUCUACACCCAGUGAUCAGACCUAUUACCCGCUAUCAACAAGUUGUUUCCUUGCCUUAGGGAGGGCAUCCUUUACUUUUAGAGCGAGGGCUAACAAUGACCUUCACUUGAUGCUGAAUAGCCAUGCCAACUCCUCUAGUGGUUCAUACUAUGAAUUCAUCAUUGCCGGAUGGAGUAACACUAAGUCUGUUCUCAGGAUCGAUGGAACUCAGUGUGAUGAACAUUAUCAAGUACUUCUAAGUCAAUCCUGGUACGACAAUUUCUGGAUUUCUUGGUCUGGGACCACAAUCCAAAUGGGCAUAGGUACGACAGUCGGCAGCAGUGUCAAACUGAACUGUACACAUUCCCCGAGACACGAUGUCAGGUAUAUCUGGAUCAAAACAGGAUGGGGGUCUUCAGGUCAAUGGAGGUUCCCUAACGAUGUUUCCUGUACCCAUGAAUUAAACGGCAACGUGAACGUUUCCACAAGUGCUACAAGUUGUAAUGGAGUCAGCACUUACGCAUGUAACUCAGGAUACAAACAGGUUGCUGGGAACACACAGCGAACAUGUUACGGAAAGUUCUGGACGGGAUACCCACUUGUCUGUUCCGUUUCAACCUGCAAGAUAGACAUCCUGUUUAUUAUAGAGGCUUCCUCAUACACCUCUUCUAUUUACUCUGAAUUAGUAUCGGUUAUUGGUGAUUUGGUGAGGACUAUGCAAAUUUCAACCAGUAAUAUACAAGUUGGGUUGAUAUCCUAUGAUAAUGCUAUCGACCAGAAUUUCAAGUUUAACGUUUAUACUACAGCGGCAUCGUUGGACACCGCAAUUACGGCAUUAAGAAUACCAUUCGCCUUUACUACAACUAACCUGGCCGAGGCAUUACGUGUUGCAUUUUACGAUUUUGUUAAAUUGUCAAAUGGAAACAGAUUUCAAGCAUAUAAAUAUUUUGUUAUUGUUGGUAAAUCAGGCCCUACACAUGCCGGUGCAGAUAUCGGAACCAGUAUACGACAGCUGGCAAAAAAUCAGGUGUUCGGAAUUGGUAUUUCCCCAACCACGGCUUUGGCCAAUGAUCUUAAGUCCGCCGCUGGAAGUACUGCUAGAUACGUCGAGGCAACCUCCCCAGCAGACCUAGCUACACAAUUUAACACCGUUCUUACAAAAAUCGCUGUCUGCCCAACGUCUGCUUUUCCUGGUCCUACGUCAGUAGCUUGCAAGCUCGACAUAGUUUUCAUCGUUGAAAAUUUUAAUCUUCGCUUCAUUAAAAGAUUUGUGGCAGAGUUAGUCGAGGAUCUACCGAUUUCUUCAACUGGCGUCAGGGUAGGUUUUGUGGUAUUUGAUGACGGAGCAAGAACCGAGUUUGGACUUACUGCUCAUACCACCGAGGCCGUCAAAAGGGCAAUUGAAGGAAUUUCAGAGACGUCUAGCAAUUAUCAUUAUGUAGAUAAGGGAUUAAUUCAUGCUCGUGACAACGUGUUCACGGCUGCUGGUGGAGAUCGGGCGGAUGCUGUCAAUUAUUAUGUUUUUAUCGUUGGGCCUUUUUACAGUGAUCCAGUCACAACGGCAAGGCUCAUCAGAAGAAGUGGGGACAAUAUAAUUUUUGGCGUUCACAUUGGAACGAGGUACCAAACUGAAUAUAAGGAGUCUGUCGGUUCAUGUGGUGACUAUACGAAAUAUACAAGUGUGGAUUUGUACAAUAACUUGAUCAACAUUAAAGAGAAAGUGAAAGAAAAAAUCACUACAUGUCAUCAAAGUCCGCAACACACACAAGACAAUUGCACCAUUGAUGAGAAGAAGCAGACCUCUAGCAUGCACUGGAGUAUCAUCGUCGUCAUUGUCGUCGCUUUCAUAGUUGUAAUGAUGUCAGGAGUGGCUAUAUUUGUCUUUUUGUAUAGACGAAACAGCUAUUCAAAGAAUAAAGAAACACACAUUCGUGAAGGAACGACACACAGUAACUAUGACAGCAUUGAUGGAUCUGGCGAAAUUAAAGAUCAUACUUAUGAAACUGUGGAUACAAGCAUAGGUACUUCUGACAGAGGACCAAAGGAGGAAAUUUCUCAAUCUGGAGUCGAAGACAAUGGAUAUGAGACCCCUCUUGAAAGAGUUUCUGCAACUGAAACCGCAGCAGUCCAGAUUCAAAGAGAAACAGGAUUUUAUCACAGCUAUGUGGACAUUAACUAG
Messenger RNA from Saccostrea cuccullata (small rock oyster), 2619 nucleotides. RefSeq lists its product as uncharacterized. The record is from RefSeq and is a predicted model, not a curated record. NCBI's taxonomy places the organism in Eukaryota, Metazoa, Mollusca, Bivalvia, Ostreida, Ostreidae.